Molecule: messenger RNA, 2385 nt
Organism: Fukomys damarensis (Damara mole-rat)
Lineage: Eukaryota; Metazoa; Chordata; Mammalia; Rodentia; Bathyergidae
Gene: Stkld1
Product: serine/threonine kinase like domain containing 1
Exons: 19
Coding region: 88-2199 (703 amino acids)
Biological process (GO): protein phosphorylation
Molecular function (GO): protein serine/threonine kinase activity; ATP binding
Source: RefSeq, a predicted model, not a curated record
AGUGUCCCCCGCGUGGCGGUAACGGUUCCCGCGGCAGGGCACCCCAGCCUCCGCGGGCGACCUCCUGGCCUCACUGUCCCCCCUGAAAUGAACUCCGAGGGCGAGAACAGCUCCUUCCUGCCGCCCGGUCCCUGGGCUAGGUCCACAGGCAGCCUGGGACCCGAAGCGCAGGCCGGAGCCCCGGAAGCGCCCCAGCUCGCCGGACACAAAGGACAGCUCCAGAUGAUCUUGCAGGAGCUGAGUCCUGGCGCUUUGGGGGUGAAUGUGGUGGUGGAAGAAACGAAAACCAAAGUCAAGCAUGUGAUAAAACAGGUGCAGUGCAUUGACCAUCAUCAUGCCAGCCAGGCCCUGGAGGAGCUAAGGCCGCUGCUGCAGCUCCAGCACCCCUACAUCUCCACGUACGAGGAGGUCUUCCAGAUGUGGGACAGUGAGGCCUCCUCCAUGUUCCUCUGCCUGGUCAUGGAGUACAGCCCAGAAAGCUUCCAGGACGUCAUUGAGGCGAAGAGGAAGGAGAAAGCCACCAUUGACUCUGAGUGGCUGCGGAGCAUGCUGGUCCAGGUGCUGGACGCACUGGAGUACCUGCACCGCCUGGACAUCCUGCACAGGAACCUCAAGCCCUCAAACAUCGCCCUGGUCAGCCAGAACCACUGCAAGCUGCAGGACCUGGGCUGCCACACGCUGAUGACCCACCGAGCCAAGUGGAACAUUCGCUCGGAGGAAGACCCCUGUAAAAAGUCCUGGAUGGCCCCAGAAGCCCUCAGCUUCUCCUUCAGCCAGAAGUCAGACAUCUGGUCCCUGGGCUGCAUCAUCCUUGACUUAGCCAGCUGCUCCUUCCUGAAUGGAACGGAAGCCAUGUACCUGCGGAAGUCGCUGCACCAGCAGCCAGAUGGCCUGCGGGCCAUACUGGAAACCAUCGAGGAGAGGCAGGUCCCACUGGCAGACACCUUCUCCCUCCUGCUGCCUGCGAUGCUGCAGAUCAACCCCUCGGACCGGAUAACGAUCACGGAUGUGAUCCGCAUCUCCUUUGGGAGGAUCUCGCUCAAGUCUUCGACCCUGCAUGGGCCGGUGAUACCCGAGGCCGUCACCAACGUGCUGCUGGAAGGCAACAUGGCCAGCAUUCUAGAGCUCAUGCAGACGUUCUCCAGCCACCCUGAGGUCCAGCUCAGAGCCAUGAAGAAGCUCAUGACCAUGCCCGAGGACCAGCUUGGGCUGCCAUGGCCCCCGGAGCUGGUGGAGGUGGUGGUCACCACCAUGAAGCAGCAUGAGAGGAACCUGGACGUGCAGCUGUGUGCCUGCACCCUGCUGCUGCGCACCCUGGGCCAAGCGCUGGUGCAGGGCACAGAUGCCAAGGUGUCCUGGGACAGCUCCUUCAGCUCCGUGCUGCUGGGCACCUUGCGCACCCACUCUGACUCGACGCAGCUCAUCAUCAAGGCCUACAGCCUGCUCACCAUCAUCUCCAGCCACGAGUCGGUGUCCCAGGAGCUGCAGAAGGCCGGGCUGUGCGUGCUGCUCCUGCAGCAUCUGAACAGCUUCCUCCAGGACCGGGACGUCUGCCUUAGCGGCCUGGGCCUGCUCUGGGUGCUCCUGGUGGAUGCCGUCAUCAUGAACAGAGAGCUCUUGGAAAAAUUCCCGGCCCUGGUCGCCCAGGUGCUGGCCACACACCCUGCUGAUGUGGACAUGGCUGAGGCUGGCUGUGCAGUGCUCUGGCUGCUGUCCUUACUGGGCUGCAUCAGGGAGGAGCAGCUGGAAGAGGUGGUGGUGCUGUUCCUGCGAAACAUCUGGCCGAACCAGGGCAGGGUCCAGCUGGUGAAUAAUGCCUACCGGGGCCUGGCCAGCCUCGCCAAGGUGUCUGAGCUGGCGGCCUUCCGGGUGGUGGCACUGGAGGAGGGCGGCAGUGGCCUCAGCCUGCUGCAGGAGACCUACCAGCUCUACAGAGACGACUCCGAGGUGGUGGAGAACCUGUGCAUGCUGCUGGCCCACCUCGCCUCCUACAAGGACAUCCUGCCAGAGCUGGAGUACAGUGGCAUCAGGACACUGGCCCAGGACAUCCAGGACCGCUUCCCCUCCAGUCUGAAGCUGGUUUCUUACGCAAAAGAAGUGCUCCUGAGCCUGGAUACAGCGGCAGCCCCCAGCCCCGGGGACAGGGAGCUGCCUGGUGCAGCCUGUGACCUCUCGGGGGGCCUCCCGGCCCCACCCUGAGAAGUGGGGAUGGGAGAAGGGUCCCUGUUGCCCUGAGUGCUUAAUAAAGCCCGGGACUGGCUGCCUAUGCUCGAGUCCUGGCAGGGGCGACUGUGACUGGCCGUGAGGUAGCUGGUACCCUCCACAGUCCUGCCCGGUGGGCUCCGGAAGCGCCUGAACACGUAGAAGCCACAACUCCACAGUGCA